This is a messenger RNA of Klebsormidium nitens, 2238 nucleotides long. The record is from the annotation of a GenBank genome assembly. Lineage: Eukaryota; Viridiplantae; Streptophyta; Klebsormidiophyceae; Klebsormidiales; Klebsormidiaceae.
AUGGAGUCUCCGGCUAGUCUUCAGCAUUUCAGCAGUGCGUUAAGCCACAUAGAGCAAGGUAGCCUACGAGGCAUCGCGUCCGGUGAGAUUCGGGUUGAUCUUCAGAGUUGCAAGGAGCGUAUUGCUGUCAGAUGCCUCACGUGCUUGCAUCAGUUCUGGGUCAAGAGCAAGGAGGGGCAGUUGAAGCUCAAUUUUCGCAAGAGCGACCGCAGAAUCAUGGGCUAUGUUGUCAGUGCCGAGAUUCCAAAGGCAAAGCAAUGCAAGCAAUUUGUGUGCUUGAGCUGCAUCCAGGAUCUGCUCGGUAUGAUUGCCGAGAGCGAUGAUGGAUUGUCGGUCACUCUGAGCGCCAGGAGGGAUGGCAAGCAAGACUCUCCCAUCUUGCAGCGGGAGGGACAGGGAAGCCCUUGGAAGCAAAGUCUGCAGCUCACAAACGAGUUGCUUGGCUUUCUACGCGAGGAAAACGCAAGAACAAUGCCGGGGCAGAGGCCAAAAGCUGCCACGGCAGCGUCCCAGAUCGGCAAUCGAGGGAUGGCUAAAGGAGUGCGGCCGAGGGUGAAAGGCGCUCCGGAGGAGACGAGCACCCAGGGGGCGGCGUCGUUGGGCAUCAAGGAGCAGGCGGCGCGCUAUCUGAAGAUGAUGGAGUCUUCCGAGGAUUUGGUUCGGGUCUAUCUACCAACGGGGUCGGUAUCCCCUCCGCUUAGGCUCUACAUGUCUCCGUGGGAUCACAACGGGGACGGCAGACCGAAGGGGUUAGGGAGGCCGGACAAGACGCACGCGCUGCCAGAGACGGUAUGGUGGAGCACGCUCGGCAAGCUCUGUUGUACGUGCCAUCGGGGGCGGCUGACGGAGGACGCGCCGUGCGUGCAUAAGCUGGCGAUGGCGGCCCUCAGUGAAAGCUGGGCCCCAACGGCAGAGCUGCCCACUCACAAUUCGCUUGGCAGGGGGGCGAGGGUCAAACAAAUUGGGGUGGACGCAACGGGGAGCUACUUUGUAGUGGCUGAAAAUCUCCAAGGAGCACCUGGUCCUCAGAGGCGCAUGCUGUUCUGCAGCAGCAAGGGGGCGUGGUAUUGCGAGGGGAAGCGCGACGGCUGCCCAAGCCUCAUGGAUUGCUCGCACGUCUUGGCGGCGAAGGCGGCUCUGAGGUCGGAUGAAGGGGGCGUUCUCAUGGCCGACCAGGUAAUCAUGAAGCUUACGGAGCCUCUGUCGAGAGCCGCAAUGGACUGGCUCGAGGCGUGGAAUGGGGAGUUGCCGACAAUCGGAGGGGUGCCUGGCGCCGGUCCCUCCUUGCAGGGGGUUCUGGCGGACGAGGAGCGGUAUCUCGUUGAAUUGCUGGAGCGGCGGCCCCACGAGCGGGCGACAUGCGUUGGCGACUCGUGCUUCUGUCGUCAGCACGAUCGACUCUUUGGAGAGGCCGCCGCACACACCUCAGGGGAUCAGGAGAGCAAUGGGGGCGAUCAUGAGAGGGAGAGGGGGGCAGUUGACGAACAGCCCCCGCGCAAACGAGCGAGGCGGAACAAGACCUUCUGGGAGGCGCACAAACAAGGCUCGACAGAAACGAGGGUGGGGUGGGACGCUCGGCCACCAACGGAUGCGAGAGGCAAGGAGGCAAUUCGAGGCUGGGUCGACGCAUGCACUUGCUGCAGACUGGCCUCGCUGGCGGCUGCAAGCGGUCGAUGUGAGCAUGGGGAGGCCUCGAGGGUGCGCGUCCCUGUCAUGCUCCUUACCACGGAGGCGAGCCAAAUCACGAAGCCCAAGCUGGCACGGCCCAGUGAUGCGCAUGCCGUUCAUGACCCGCUCGUGACUUCGCUCGACCGCCCAGUCCAUGUUAGCAAGCUGACACACUGCCACUUUCAAGAGCUGUCGGAGAAGGAGCUGCUAAGCGCGCCUUGCCCUCUGGGCCCCCCAGCGUGUGGUGGCUCAUGGGUGGAGCAGUGGGUGGAGGCGGACGUGACGUCCUCCCAGUGGAGCCAGCGGGUGCGGGUGCGAAUCUACCACUGCCAGUGCCUCGACGAGGCGCACGCAAUCCACUUCGACGGCGAACACCUUGGGUUAUACGCGUGGAACCGCAGGACGAUCUUCGUCCAACAGAGCCUGCAGCUGUUGCUACGUGGCAUGCAUGUGAUGGUUGGCCAGCUAUAUGCAGGGAGCUGGCAGGAUAACUACACACGAUCAGCUAACAUGUGCGGAAACCAUGAAAGCAGGCGUUCUCAAGCGAUGGCGCAGGCUCAGAAAAAUUGA